Messenger RNA from Halichondria panicea, 2408 nucleotides. Its product is annotated as FACT complex subunit SSRP1-like. The transcript has 15 exons. Gene Ontology annotation, cellular component: FACT complex; nucleus. Gene Ontology annotation, biological process: regulation of chromatin organization. The record is from RefSeq and is a predicted model, not a curated record. Gene Ontology annotation, molecular function: DNA binding; nucleosome binding; histone binding. Bases 92 to 2305 code for a protein of 737 amino acids. NCBI's taxonomy places the organism in Eukaryota, Metazoa, Porifera, Demospongiae, Suberitida, Halichondriidae.
AAAGAGGGGCGUGGUUGUGGUCCACGUGGAGUAUUCACUGCACUGUGUAUACUGAUCUUCAUCUCUUCUCCAUUAUUAACUACUGGUGUCCAUGGACUACAAGGACAUUGGCCAUAUCACUAGAGGCGUGUUUGACCCUGGUCGGGUUCGUAUUCAAGAGGAGGGGAUAUUCUUCAAAUCGUCACGUACAGGGAAGACAUUCCAGGUGAGAGAGAGUGACUUCUCUACACUCGAGUGGAUGCGAGCAGCUAGAGGCUAUGAGGUCAAGAUUGUGAGCAGAGACGGGGCCGUUACAAAAUUCGCAGGGUUCAAAGAGUCGGACUAUGGUGACCUGAAGGAGUACCUCAAGAGCCAGUACCAUAAGGAUCUCCCUCAAGUGGAGCUAUGUGCCCGUGGUUGGAACUGGGGGGAGGCCUCGUUCAGGGGGUCACUAAUGUCCUUCCUUGUUGACAACAAACCAGCCUUCGAGGUACCCCUCAACGAAGUAUCACAGGUGACUAUGGGUAAGAAUGAGGUAGUCAUGGAGUUCCAUCAGAGUGAUGAGGCGGCCGUGUCCCUCGUUGAGAUGAGGUUCCACAUCCCCAUGACAACAGCGGGUGGAGAGGAGGGUGGGGAGGAGACAGAGGAAGACCCGGUCAAGACCUUCCAUGACAAGGUUCUGGCCAAGGCUGACGUUAUGCAAGCCACUGGAGACGCCAUUGUAACCUUCGAGGAGAUUCCUAGUCUCACUCCGAGAGGUCGUUAUUCUAUCAAGGCGUUCCCAACGUUCCUACAGCUCCACGGUAAAACGUUUGACUACAAACUUCCCUUCUCGUCCAUCACACGUCUCUUCCUCCUCCCUCACAAUGAUCAGAGACAGAUGUUCUUUGUGAUUGGACUGGACCCUCCCAUUAGACAGGGGCAGACUCGCUAUUACUUUGUCAUUUUCUUACUCCCGAUUGACGAGGACUGUGAUGUCUCCCUCACACUAACAGAGGAGGAGCUUCAGGACAAGUACGAUGGUAAACUCUCAAAGCAACUGUCUGGGACCUUCUAUGAAGUGUUUAGUCGAGUGCUGAGGAAUCUGGUGGGCAAGAAGAUCACUGUACCAGGAACAUUCAAGAGUGUCAACAACCAGUGUGCCAUCUCUUGUUCCUGUCGAGCCACCUCCGGAUAUCUCUACCCUCUAGAUAAAGGAUUCAUCUUUGUACACAAGCCACCAGUCUUUAUCAAGUUUGAUGCUAUUGCCUCGGUCAACUUUGCAAGGAUGACGGGAGGAGCGGGUAUCAGUCGAUCUUUUGACUUUGAGGUGGAGCUAAAAGACGGACAAUCUCACCAUUUCAGCAGUGUCAUGAAAGAGGACUACAAUCGAUUGUUUGAAUUUGUCUCUGAGAAAAAUCUCCGUGUUAAGAACAAAAGCAAGCCACAGGUUAGCAAGGCCAAGUAUGAUGACGGCUCCUCUAGUGAGGGCGGCCAUGAUGCGUACCUGGAGAGAAUGAAAGCCGAGGGAGAGGAGAGGGACUCUGAGGAUGAGGAUUCUGAUUUUGUGGCCGCUGAAAGUAGCGACGAAGCGCUCGAGUUCGACUCUGAUGCUAAACUGACUGAUGAGGAGUCUGAUGGAGGGGUCGAAGUUCAGGAGGAGGAAACAAAACCAAAGAAAAGAAAGAAGGAAACGUCCAAAGCAGCUACUCCAGCAAAGCGAUCAAAAAGAGAGCCUAAGGGCGGCAAAGCCAAGAAAGAUGUAAACGCUCCGAAGAGGCCGAGUACUGCGUUCUUCAUUUGGUUGGGUGAGAACAGAGCCGCUAUUAAAGAGAGGAAUCCAGGGUUUGCCGUGACUGAAGUCAGCAAAAAAGCCGGAGAACUGUGGAAGAAAUUGACAGACAAAAGUGAGUGGGAAAGGAAGGCAGCCAAAGACAAGAAGAGGUAUGAGGUCGCGCUGGCAGAGUACAAGAGUUCAGGAGCAGCUGCAAGGUUUGCUGCCACCACCGCCGGGACAUCAUCUACACCAGCCAAAAGGUCUACCAAGAGUAAGCCAUCCAGCAGCCGUAGCCCCACUAAGAAUAGUGCGUCCAGUCAAAUGAUGUCCGACAGUAGGAAGUACAAGAGUGCAGAGUUCGUGGUGGACUCAGAUGACUCUAUUAAGGGGGAGGAGUCAGAGGAGGAGACACCCCCUCCUGCUAAGAAAGGCACCCGUAGUUCGAUGUCAAAGGCCAAUGCUGGUGGUGGUAGUGGUGGUCUAGUGAGUAUGCCCAGUGAUGAUGAGGCAGACAGUGAAGGAGAAGCGGAGCUUACCUCAGGAGAAGAGGCGGAGUCAGAGUCAGACUGAACGAUAACUAUCUCAUACUUUACUCAAACGAUUCUAUAAUCACCUAUCUCUUGAAAAUGUUUUGUUCUAAUAAAAUUAUUAUCCACACUGGUUGGUAUUUGGA